AUGCCACGACCCUUACUCCCAAAACCGCCUCGCCCCUCACCCGCCAUCGACGCCUCCGCACCAUCACCAGUCACAACCCGCUUCGGCCGCCGCGUAAUCCCACCACGAGACCUAUCCCCCCCAGCCAGCAACCCACCCUCGCAACCCUCUCAACCACCUCAGACGCCCCAAAAAGUCACCACCACCACCACCACCACCACAAAGCUCCCAGCAUACUACUCGCUCGCCCCCAGCGUCCCCUCCCCCUUCACCGGGUCCCUAGAAACAAGCCUCGAUGCAAUCCUCGCCUUUGGCCAACUCUACGCCGCAAUCCCCGGCGUGACACCUCUCGUAACCGCACUUCUCGAGCCCGUCUCCCCUCACACAGACUGGAUCGGUAUCCUCUCGGCCCUGGAAACAGCAACAUCGCUUCACUCCCGAUACUUGAUGACGGAGCUCCUAUUCCUUCUCACACGCACACUGUUGCCCGAGCAAAUCGCCGAGAACAGAGCGAUGCUGGAGCGACUGUACGACCGCAAGAAGCAGCUUGCGAUGCGGCUUUUGCUAAGGUACGAUAUGCUGCGUGAGUGGAAGAUGGAACCGAAUCCCGCGUCGUAUCGCGAGCAGCCGGUUACGGUGGCGUCGGUGGUUCCGGUGCCUGGGUUCGUGGCGCCGGAGCCUGUCGUCGGUGUUGCGUCGCCGCGGUAUCCGUAUCGGAGGCCGUUGCUGUUGAAUGUGAUUCCGACCUUACUUGCGGGACCGGUGGGGGGGUAUGCGUCGCAGAGUGUAAGGGAUCGCAUGAGGCAUCAUGUUACGGUGUUGGAUGGGUAUCUUAUGCUUGGGGAUGAGGAGGUGGAGGGGUGGAGUGAUGGGAGGGUGAAGAGUACAGUGUGCUUUGUGUUGAUGCAUUGGCAGUGGUUGAGGGGGAAUAACGAUACGUUGGAUGAUUUGGAAAUGAUGGAUUGGGAGGGGUUGGAGGGGAAGGCGGAGGAGUGCGGGUGGAUUGGGGAUGAUACGACGAGGGUGCCUACAGGGAGCAGUGUGAAGAAGGAGUUGAAGUCGCUUGGAUAG
Messenger RNA from Bipolaris victoriae FI3, 1050 nucleotides. RefSeq lists its product as hypothetical. NCBI's taxonomy places the organism in Eukaryota, Fungi, Ascomycota, Dothideomycetes, Pleosporales, Pleosporaceae. The transcript has a single exon. Bases 1 to 1050 code for a protein of 349 amino acids. The record is from RefSeq and is a predicted model, not a curated record.